UAAACCCUCCCUCUAAUGCUUCACCCACUCCCCCAAAAGACUCCUCCGAAUGACACCCCACAUCACUCUCCCAAAACCCCCACAAAACCCUCUAAACCAACACAGCUUUGAACAAAACUACAGGCAAGUUUGCAGCCUCCUCCUCGACCUAACGCACUCCAGGUCCCUCCCAAAGGGCCUCCAACUCCACGCACACAUCAUCAAAUCAGGCCUCCAAGCCAUCCCUCUCCUAUCCCACCACCUCAUCAACUUCUAUUCCAAGUCCCAACUGCCCCUCCUUGCCCACCAAGUUUUCGACGACGCCCCACGUAAGUCGUCCACCACUUGGAGCUCGGUUAUCUCGUCCUUUGCGCAGAAUGAACUUCCUUUGCUUGCCCUCGACCUCUUUCGGCGAAUGCUCGGUACCCAGGUUCGGCCCGACGACCAUAUAUUACCGAGCGCGACGAAGUCGUGCGCGAUUUUAUCGAGGUGCGAUGUUGGGCAGUCUGUGCAUUGCCUUGCUGUGAAGACUGGGUUUGAAUUUGAUGUGUUUGUGGGGAGCUCAAUGGUUGACAUGUACGCCAAGUGUGGAGAAAUUGGAUAUGCUCGGAAGGUGUUUGACGAAAUGCCUGAGAAGAACGUGGUUUCCUGGACUGGGAUGAUAUAUGGAUAUGCUCAGUUGGGUGUGGAUGAGGAGGCUUUGAGACUAUUUAAGAAAGCUUUGUUUGAAAAUUUGGAUGUUAACGAUUUUACACUUUCGAGUGUUGUACGGAUUUGUAGCAAUUUGACGCUACUCGAACUGGGGAGGCAAGUACAUGGGUUGUGCUUUAAGACAUGCUUUGAUAAGUCAACCUUUGUAGGUACUUCUUUGAUUUCGUUGUACUCUAAGUGUGGAGUUAUCGAGGGAGCUUAUCGGGUAUAUGAUGAGAUCCCCGUUAGGAAUCUUGGUUUCUGGAAUGCAAUGCUAAUAGCUUGUGCUCAGCAUGCGCACACAGAUAGAGCUUUUGAGCUGUUUAAAGAGAUGGAAGGUGUUGGGAUGAAGCCAAAUUUCAUCACUUUUUUGUGUAUGCUUUAUGCUUGUAGCCAUGCAGGGUUAGUUGAAAAGGGGCGCUUUUACUUUGAGCAAAUGAAGGAGUAUGGAAUCGAGCCAGGGGAUCAGCACUAUACUUCCAUGGUGGACUUGCUUGGCCGUGCUGGAAAAUUGCAGGAUGCAGUUUCGAUUAUUAAGGAAAUGUCCAUGGAGCCAACAGAAUCUGUAUGGGGAGCUUUGAUGACCGGGUGUAGAAUCCAUGGGGAUACUGAAUUGGCAGCCUUUGCUGCUGAUAAAGUCUUUGAGUUGGGUCCUGUGAGCCCAGGCAUACACGUGCUACUCUCUAAUGCUUACGCUGCUGCUGGAAGAUACGAGGACGCAGCCAAAGCCAGGAAGAUGCUAAGGGACCGGGGGAAGAAGAAGGAAACUGGUUUAAGCUGGGUUGAGGAGGGAAACAGAGUUCACGCAUUUGCUUCUGGGGAUAGGUCUAAUGCAAAAACUGAAGAGAUUUAUCAGAAGUUGGAAGAACUUGGGGAGGAAAUGGAGAGAGCUGGUUAUGUUCCAGACACGAGUUUUGUGCUUCGAGAAGUGGAUGGUGAAGAGAAAAAACAGGCAAUUAGGCAUCACAGUGAAAGACUAGCGAUUGCAUUUGGGCUCAUUAGCUUUCCACCUGAAAGGCCAAUCAGGGUUAUGAAGAACUUGCGUGUUUGUGGUGAUUGUCAUACUGCAAUCAAGUUUAUGUCCAAGUGCACUGGACGAUUGAUCAUUGUGAGGGAUAAUAACCGGUUCCAUAGAUUUGAGGAUGGUAAAUGCAAUUGUGGAGAUUAUUGGCCACUUCAUGAUCUAUCCCGGUUGGAUAAACCCUGGAUGUAUGACUCCACCGUAAGAAUCAUGUAUGGGUUGACCAAGGACUCGAACAGUGAAGCUCGAAAAUCAGGGAGAGGUGGGAAUCAGAGAAAGCACAUGAUAGCCUUCACCGGUGCCGGAAUCGACGAAGAUCCACCCCAUGGCCUUUGGGAAACACAGCUCAGAGGCGCCAUUGUGAGUGAUAUACGAGGAUUACGAAUUGAAAUGGGUGUUGCUGGUGGAGUGAAAUACAAGGACCUCAUGGUUUUUGGAGUUUUGGGUUUCUUUGAAUUUUUCCUUUUGGCUUCCAAUUUUCUGUCACUUUCUCGAGAAAGUUGGAGGAGGAUAAUGGAAAUGCAAGUUAAUAGAAACAGUCGAUAUUUGAUUCCAUGUACUGAAGGUGUAAGGGUCAUUCGAGUCGUGAUGGCCUUUGGGGCCGUUUCAUGUGUGUGGGAAAGCUUGGGAAAGAUGCCCCUCUUUCUCUUCUUCAAAGACACAAGGAAUGUUUUCAGAAACGAUGAGCUAGGCAAGGAAAUAAUGCAGAUCGCACUCCCAUCAGCGCUGGCAUUAACAGCAGACCCUAUUGCUUCUCUAAUAGACACAGCAUUCAUUGGCCACAUAGGUCCUGUGGAGCUUGCUGCUGUUGGAAUUUCUAUUGCUGUUUUCAAUCAAGUCUCAAAGGUAGCAAUAUUCCCACUUGUCAGUGUCACAACCUCAUUUGUAGCUGAAGAAGAUGCUACUGAAAGAUUAAAUACUGAGGAAGAUGACCAUGAAACUGGAGCAGAUCACAAUGGAAUAAUCAACAAGGGUUAUGCUGUACUCAAUCAGGAGAUUGAAAUGGAAGAGCAGACACCACAAGUUGAGUCUAUUUACAAGUCAUACACGAAAACAAAUGACAGAAGGCAUAAUCCAUCAGCUUCAACAGCAUUGAUUAUUGCUAGCCUGCUUGGUUUAAUACAAGCUUUGUUCCUCAUAUUUUCCGCUAAACCAAUACUGAACUACAUGGGUCUAGAUUCUAAUUCUCCCAUGCUAAAACCAGCCCAACAAUUCCUCACAUUGAGGUCUCUUGGUGCUCCAGCGGUUCUUCUCUCUCUGGCCAUGCAAGGUGUUUUUAGAGGAUUUAAGGACACAAAAACUCCUUUGUAUGCUACCAUGGUGGGAGAUGUAGCAAACAUCAUUCUAGACCCGAUAUUUAUCUUCAUGCUCAAAAUGGGGAUUAGUGGAGCGGCCAUUGCCCAUGUUAUUUCUCAGUACAUAAUCGCCCUGUUGCUCAUGUGGAGAUUAAUGAAAGAAGUUGAUCUCUUACCUCCAAGUAUCAACGAUCUACAAUUUGGCCGGUUUCUUAGUAAUGGAUUUAUGCUAUUGGUGAGGGUCAUAGCUGUGACAUUCUGUGUGACCCUAGCAGCAUCAUUGGCUGCAAGGCUGGGAGCAACAUCAAUGGCUGCAUUUCAGGUUUGCCUACAGAUUUGGCUGGCAACCUCUUUGCUUGCUGAUGGGUUGGCUGUUGCUGGACAAGCAAUCCUUGCAAGUUCAUUUGCGAGGAAGGAUUACGACAAGGCCACAGCAACUGCUUCUCGUAUACUGCAGUUAGGCUUGGUUCUGGGGCUAGUGCUCUCAGUCCUCCUCGUAGGUGUAUUACAAUUUGCAUCGAGAUUAUUUACAACGGACGUCAAUGUUCUGCGACUCAUAGGUCUAAGCAUCCCGUUUGUUGCAGUGACUCAACCUAUCAAUGCUUUAGCAUUUGUUUUUGAUGGAAUCAACUAUGGAGCUUCAGAUUUUGCAUAUUCUGCUUACUCAAUGGUUUUGGUGGCAUUUGUGAGUAUAGCCUGCUUAUUUACACUAUCCUCGAGUUAUGGCUUUAUUGGUAUCUGGGUUGCUUUGUGUAUCUAUAUGACUUUGCGCGCAUUUGCUGGCUUUUGGAGGAUAGGGACUAGAACGGGGCCCUGGAGAUUUUUAAGGGGCUAAUCGCAGCCUAAAAAUGUUUUGUAGAGUAUUUAUUUGUUUUCCAUAUUCCAAAUAUUGUUGCCCUGUCUUUCUUUCCCAAGGUCAACAGGAAAAGAUGAAGAAUUGUUAAGGGAUGGCACUUGUAUGAUGUAUCAGCCAACCUCCAGAAAUUUUCAUUUUAGAGGAAGUAAUUGUUACAAUAAGUCUAUACUUAUUGUAAUAUCCUUAUUUUUUUUCCAUGAAUGAUCUAC
This is a messenger RNA of Corylus avellana, 4050 nucleotides long. The record is from RefSeq and is a predicted model, not a curated record. Lineage: Eukaryota; Viridiplantae; Streptophyta; Magnoliopsida; Fagales; Betulaceae.